CAUGACGCUGUUCCUGUUUAUGAUCACAGCAGGAAGUCCUGACUGAGGGAGGAAGAGGAGGAGGAGGAAGAAGAGGAAGAUCACCAUCAUCAUCAUCAUCAUCACAGGAGGAGGACCAGAACCAGCUACAAGGUAGGAACCCUCCAGACCUGGUCCCAGGAGGACUCAGAGCCAGGAGGAGCGGCUCUGCCAUGGGAGAGUCUCAGUCCAGGGCAGCGAUGCUCCACCAUCAGGACCAGCCUCUGCACUUCGGAGGCUCCGGCGGCUCCUCGUCUUCGCUCCGGAACAGGAAGGCCGACAAAGACGGAAACUUCAACUUCCUGCCGGGAAAAGAUGACGACGGCUUGGCGGGAACCGGAGACGAGAACCGGAACCAGGUGCGUCCCCGGAGCCUGGGCCCGCUGGGUCGCGACCCUCCGAGCUCCUCGCCGUCCUCCGGCUUCCACCACGGCUCCGGCCUGCUGUCGCCUCGGUCCCGCCUGCCCUGCUGGAGCCCUCUGGAGCCGCUGCCCGAGAUCGAGAGCGGAGACGACGGCUACGGACGGGUUCCUCCGGACGGCGCCGAGGAGCGCAGGAUGGAGGAGGAGGAGGGCCGGGCCGGGAUGGGCCUCGCUGAGGAGAAGCUGAAGAAGGAGCAGCAGAGGAGGAGGAGCUUCAGGAGGCAGCAGGACGACCUGGAGGACCAGGAGUGGGCCGACAGCGAGUCCGAGUCCGAGUUCAGCUUCCGGUCCGGAGGCAGCAUGUCCGACCUCAACAUGGAGAGCGGCGGCGAGGGGAUGCUGAUGGGAGGCUGGGACCGCAUCGGAGUGGGAGAACCGAGGACCAACCAGCAGGACGGAGAUCCCAACAGCAACAUGGAGCCCAGGAGGAGGAGCUGCAGCCGGGGGAACCAGCCGGGAGGCGGCCUGGACCACGUCCUGGAGGAGGACGACCGCUCCUCCGACUCGGAUGGCGAGCUGCCGGAGCUGAUGGACGCCGUGUGGACGCUGCGGGACCGCGAGCGCUUCAAGGCCCAGGAGAUGGAGAAGCACCAGGUCCAGCUGACCAUGUACCGGCGGCUGGCGCUGAUCCGCUGGGUCCGGACCCUGCAGGGACGAGUCCAGGAGCAGCAGAACCGGCUGCAGUCCAGCUUUGACGUCAUCCUCACCCACAGGAAGGAGCUGCUGAGGAUGGGCGCCGCCGCCGCCAUGACCGCCACCGCCGUCGGCCAAUCGUAGAGCAGAGGACUGAAAACUGCACUUUGGCUCCGUUUGCUUCACAAAAGAUCCUGAAAAAACACGAGCUGCGUUCCAAACUUUUACUUUUUACCUCCAGCAGAGCCGCUUUCACAAACGUGCAGUCCGUUAAAGUACAACCAGGACAAAAUACUUCAUCACAACAUCACUACUUCUGCUCUGACUUUAGCGCUAAAGCUGUUAGCCGUUAAUGCGCUCUUUUAGCUAAAACUUCUUUCUGCUCGCUAAACAUGAGGAGGUAAAAGUGCAAAGGAUUGUGGGUCAGAAAGGCUAGAAAAGCACCACCAGAUGUAGUACAGUCUGAGAAAUUACUGCAUCAAAUAUCAGAAAAAUGUACUUUAUCCUGUAACUAAAGAAUCAACUGUUAGCUAACAACGUGUGCUAUAGCUUCCCAAAGCUAACUCGCUACGCUAGCUAACAUCAGCAACAAGCAGCGAGAAUGUUACGCAAACUCUAAAAACAACAAACAGUUGAGAUCCAACAACUUCUAAUGAAAUUUAGUUCAACAAACAAACUAACCUGAUUUUGAGGAAUUAGCGUUUUCUCUACAUUCAAAGUUAUUUUGAUUGUUUACGUUGAUUAUGUGUGAAAAUUAAAUAGUUCCAACUAAUAUUUCCACAUUAUUGGAGCAUGAAGUGUAACUACAAUAAUUAUGAUUGCAAGUUUAUAAGUUGGAAAACGUCUCAAAUAUGAAGCUGCUCCAAAGUUAAGCCAAUAAAGGAGAAGUUCUGAACCCAACAUGAAGAAAAAUGAAGCGCAUUUCAUUCAGAUAUUUAAAGUAGAAUUUAGUUUUAAAUAAACUAAAGCAGAAAUUUGAGUUUAAAUUACAAACAAUAUUAAGUUGAUGUGAUGUUAUUGUGUCAUAAUGACUCAUUAAAAUAAUGUUUGCAGCUUAAAUGUUUGAUCUAAAUCAGUAAAUUCGGUGUUUUAUCGUUUAGCGGUGCCGUUGUGAUCAGCUGUGUUGCAUCAUCUUAAUAUUAGACUGAAAUUUCUGCAUUAUUGAUUUAACGCUGGUGAAGGAACUUCAUUUCUGAAAUUUUCCUCAACUUAAAAGCUCUGUUUGUAAUUAUUGUAGUAAAGUACGUAAAGCUUAAGAAUUGUGUUCAAUCACGUGAAAAAAUUAGUUAGAGCGACUUCAUUUUUAAAAAACUUGUGUUUAUGCUAACAAUAAUUAAGUGAUUUAAAAUAUGUUUGUAAAAGAAAAGAUAAAUCUACCAACUCAAUAAAGUUAAUUUUAUUAGAAGUUGUCUGGACUCAAAAAGAUGAACUGAUUAAAGCAGUUUAAAUUAACUUUACUUUAAAUGUAAGUUCAUCAAGUUAACUUCAUUUUUCUUCACCUGAAGUUCACACGUUCAAGUUCCUGAAUUUAUCUAAUUAACAUUGAACCAACUUCAUUUUUUAAAUGUCAGCUUAGAAGCUUGUGUUCAUAAUUAUGGUAAUUAAAUGUGUUAAACUUAAGAAUUCCUCUCAAUGUGGAAGAACUGGUUGGAAGAAGUUAUUUUUUGAAGACUUGUGUUUAUGCUGCAAUCAUUAAUUUAAAACAUGCAGAAGAUAAAUCAAGUAACUGAAUAAAGUUUGUUGGUUGAACUAAACUUUAUUAGAAGUCGUCUGAACUCAAAAAGGUGAAUUGAUGCAAACUGUCUGUUGUAGCAGUGUGGAUCUCCCAUCAUGCUCUCUGCUGUUUUUAGCUUCAUUUGUGUGUUUUUGUUCAUUUUCCUCUUUAUCUGCAGGUUGGACUUUACCGUGUGACUCCAGCAGAACAACGUGACGUGUUCUGACUGUAACGUUCACAUCAGGAUGCUGUGUGUAAACGUUGUUGUUGUUGUUGUUGUUGUUGUGAGUAGAAAAACAUCUAAAGCACCAAAAUAUAUUGUCCAGAGAUGAUUUAUAUGCUAAGAUGCUGUAUAUAAUGAUGAUAAAUUAAAGAGUAGCUUAUAUCUAAAA
Molecule: messenger RNA, 3179 nt
Organism: Acanthochromis polyacanthus (spiny chromis)
Lineage: Eukaryota; Metazoa; Chordata; Actinopteri; Pomacentridae
Product: UPF0500 protein C1orf216 homolog
Exons: 2
Coding region: 192-1217 (341 amino acids)
Source: RefSeq, a predicted model, not a curated record